Molecule: messenger RNA, 1060 nt
Organism: Dermatophagoides farinae (American house dust mite)
Lineage: Eukaryota; Metazoa; Arthropoda; Arachnida; Sarcoptiformes; Pyroglyphidae
Gene: U2A
Product: small nuclear ribonucleoprotein polypeptide A'-like U2A
Biological process (GO): mRNA splicing, via spliceosome
Cellular component (GO): U2 snRNP
Molecular function (GO): protein binding; U2 snRNA binding
Source: RefSeq, a predicted model, not a curated record
AAAAAAAAUCAUUCAAGAGAAAUGAUUACGCCAUCUUUUGCACAAAAAAAGUAACCAUAUUCUUAAAAAAUUACGUCCUUUAUGAAUGAAUAAUAUUAAUGAGCGGCAUGAAAAAAAAAAUUCAUUGUAAUAAAAUAAAAAUUGCCAAAUUCUGUAUUCAUCAUUGAUUUCAUCAUCAUUAAUAAUAAUAAUAAUAAAAAUGAAGCUUACUAUCGAAUUGGUGGAAGGUGCAUUUCAAUUCAUGAACAAAUCUACUGGUGAUCGUGAAUUAGAUCUACGUGAUUAUAAGAUAACAACAUUGGAAAAUUUGGGCGCCACAUUGGAUCAAUUUGAUGCCAUUGAUUUUACAUCGAACGAUAUUCGUACAUUAGAAAAUUUUCCAUUAUUGAAUCGUCUUAAACGUUUAUAUUUGAGUAAUAAUCGUUGUUCAAAAAUCGAUGAACGUCUUCAUGAAACCAUUCCCAAUUUGGAAACUCUUAUAAUGAUCAAUAAUCAGCUGGAUGAACUUGGUGAUCUUGAUCCAUUGAGUGGAUUUAAAAAAUUAACUACACUUGCAUUGAUGGGAAAUCCAGUAUCCACAAAGAAACAUUAUCGUUUAUAUGUUAUACAUCGAAUUCCAUCGAUACGUUUAUUGGAUUUUAAAAAAGUUAAAUUACGUGAACGUGAAGAAUCGAAUAAAUUAUUUAGCGGUGAAAAAGGAAAACGAUUAGAACAUGAGAUUGGUAUUAAAUCGAAAACAUUCGUUCCAGGUGGUGGUGGUGCCGGUAUUCAACCAAAUACUAAUCAACGAAAACCGCUGACAACCGAAGAGGUUCAAGCUAUUAAACAAGCUAUUUCAAAGGCCAAUACAUUGGAAGAGAUGGAACGUUUGAAAUUGUUGUUGAAACAAGGUUAUAUACCAAAUAGUAAUAAUCAAUAAUCAUUAUCAAUGAUGAUGGAUCUCAAUUGUGUAUGAAAUCAUAAUAAAAACCUCAUUUUCUUUUCAUUUUCGCAAAAAAUCAUUCUUUUAUAAUUAAUGAAAGACAAUCCAUAUGUACAAAAUAAAAUGAUGAAUAAUAAU